AUGGAGAAAAUAAUGAAGGUUCUCACACACCUUGAGAGAUUGAAAUUUAAAAUCUGUCUUAUUUUACUUCUUGGACUGGUUUCACUGAACGGCUCCCAAGCAAUUCUCGACCGUACAUUUUUCGCAGCUAACCAUCGGGCUCUCGAGAAUGUCGAUUUCUUAGUGAGGAAGUUCAGCUCAGCUGUUCUCUGUGUGAGUUACUGUCACUCUGAACAUGAAUGUAAAUCAGUGAACUACCGUCUUAAAGAUCAACGAUGUGAGCUGAAUAAUGCCACCAAAGACCAGUAUCCUGAUAACUUUGUCGUCGAGUAUGGCACGAUAUACUAUGACGAUGAUGUGAAAACCCCCAACUCCUCCCUGUUUGGUUGUAACGAGCUCCUUGAGGUGGGUAUUGAGAGCGGUAUAUACACUAUCUUUCCCAGUGGGUUCCCGGAGGGUCUCAGGGUCUACUGUGACAUGACAACCACUGGAGGAGGAUGGAUCGUCAUUCAAAGGCGCCUAGAUGGGAGCGUUGACUUUUACCGGGACUGGGCGGACUACCGGGCAGGAUGUGGCACUUUGACGGGUGAGUUUUGGCUUGGAAACGAUAACCUACGCGCCUUGACCGAGUCGGAAGGGACAGGGCAGUUCAGCGCUGAACUUGGAGGCUGGGACGGCACAAAACUUUGGGCAGAGUAUGGUGUUUUUCGAGUUUACGGAGAGAACUUUACGCUCUUUCACGACGCAUAUACCGGUCUUAGGUCAGUGAACACCAACAUGUCUCUACCUAUUUUUUCUUACAACAAUAUGAUGUUAUUCAGCACAAGAGACAUGGACAAUGACAUCAAACGCAUGGAACACUGUGCCCAAACAUGCAGAGGAGGCUGGUGGUAUGACAGGUGCUAUAGAGCAAAUUUAAAUGGUGUGUAUUAUGAUAACGGAAAAGAAGCUGCAGAUGGGAUAGUAUUGAAGCGAUGGACGGAUGGUGAUCACACAAUGAAACAUGUAGCAUGA
Messenger RNA from Asterias rubens (European starfish), 993 nucleotides. RefSeq names its product ficolin-2-like. The record is from RefSeq and is a predicted model, not a curated record. Bases 1 to 993 code for a protein of 330 amino acids. Lineage: Eukaryota; Metazoa; Echinodermata; Asteroidea; Forcipulatida; Asteriidae. The transcript has a single exon.